Messenger RNA from Rhizopus microsporus ATCC 52813, 1014 nucleotides. Its product is annotated as prosome, macropain 26S subunit non-ATPase 9. Gene Ontology annotation, biological process: proteasome regulatory particle assembly. The record is from RefSeq and is a predicted model, not a curated record. The transcript has a single exon. Gene Ontology annotation, molecular function: protein binding. Gene Ontology annotation, cellular component: cytoplasm; nucleus. NCBI's taxonomy places the organism in Eukaryota, Fungi, Mucoromycota, Mucoromycetes, Mucorales, Rhizopodaceae. The coding region runs from base 98 to 718 and encodes 206 amino acids.
AGUUUACAUUUUGAUUCGUCCAGAAAAAAACUAACAUCGUCUGAAUUUGAAGUAGAAAUUCUUCACUAUUUUAAUCAAAACUAAAAUUCACUCAGUUAUGGGACUGCAGCCACCCAAAGAUUUUGAAGGACUUGUAAAAGAAGCUCAAGGGUUAAUUCAGAAGAAGGAUGACAUGGAAAACACUUUGAAAGAAUACGAACAAGUACUCCAUACAUCUGGAGUAGGUAUGAACGACCCUUUGGUAGAUAGAUUGGGUUUCCCAAGAGCAGAUGUUGAUGUUGCCAUGGUCAGAGCAACGCGUAAUCAAGUUCAUCUGUUACGUAAUGACAUUCAUUCUGUCACCUCAAAGAUAGAAAAACUACUUGUUGAAAUUCAUCAAAUGAAAAAAGCUGACGAAAGCGAUUAUUUAUCUACAAAUGACAUCAAACCGUCGCAUAAUACUAUUAUACCCUUUGCUGUUGUCAAUGCAGUCGCACCAGAUUCACCAGCCUAUCUUGCAGGAUUACGUCGGCAACAUAAAAUUAUUCAGUUUGGACCAAUCAAUAAGGAUAAUCAUCAGGGAUUACAAGCACUGAAUGCAGUUGUCAACUCAAGUGAAAAUCAACAAAUUCAGGUGAAAGCACUGAAAGAAGAUGGGAGUAUUAUUGAUUUCACAGUAACACCAAAAACAGGCUGGGGCGGUAGAGGAACAUUAGGAUGUCAUCUGUUACCUUUAUAAAAAGCAGUAUAUAUACAUAGAAUCUUUUUUCUUGAGCGAAUAACUACCCGACUUUGUAUGUAGAAAGUAUACUGUGUUUUUAUUAACAAGUAAAUAUUUGGUCGGCCCAUUUGGACCGAUAUAAACUACAUUUUUUUAUUGGACAGACCCCUCAGUUUACACGACACGUGUGGUUACUACAAAGCUUAAGACCUGUAUUUUUAUUUCGUUGAGUUUUUAAAUUAUCUUUUAUAGUAUUAAACAGAUCUAAAUCUCUCAAACAACAUCAGUAAAAUUUAAAGUUCAAACAUGCCUCC